AUGAAAGCAGUGUUGUUGUUGCUGAUAGCGCUGAAGCUUGUGUCUGCGUAUAAUUUCGAUGACUGGUUUGGUGGAAAGGACAGACCCUCUUCUGGGAACUGGGGUCAAUCCGAGCCAACGCAUAAGUGUGAGACGGACCCCGGGGCGUGCCAGUGCUGCCUCACGAUGCAGAGAGUGGAUGACGUCCGAAGCCGCCUCGUCAGAAAACUGGACGAGUUGGAGACAGAGCUCAACCAAACCAAUCAAACCUACAUGGAGCUGACGACGCGGCGCUCUGCUUUCACCGCUGCAUUAUUUGACAACAAGAACAACCUCAACUGCCUGGGCCGCUUCUCAGACACGAGAACCAUCAUGUAUAAGAAAGUCUUCACUAACCUGGGGGGCAAUUACAGCCCCGCCACUGGCAUCUACACUGCUCCCUACAAUGGGGUCUACAGCUUCUCCGUGUCUGUUUUUCAUGAUGCGGGACAAGGGUCCGAUGAGCAGUCCUGUGUGCUUCUCUAUGUGAAUGGGGCCAUGUUGGCGGGUUCUAAUGACAUCCACACCUUUGACCAUGAAGACAGCACUACAGUGUCCAUCACGAUCCAUCUGAACACAGGUGACCAGGUGAAGGUGCAACUCCAAGCUGGCUGCCUACUCUGCAUGAUAAAGGACCACUACAAUGUAUUCAGUGGCUUCCUGCUUUAUGCCGAUUAGUGAGAAGUGAAAUGUUAAAUUCCUGUUUCUUAUUCCUAACCCCAAAAUGAUUGAAGAAUAGCUCCAAACCAGAUGA
Molecule: messenger RNA, 772 nt
Organism: Boleophthalmus pectinirostris (great blue-spotted mudskipper)
Lineage: Eukaryota; Metazoa; Chordata; Actinopteri; Gobiiformes; Gobiidae
Exons: 4
Coding region: 1-696 (231 amino acids)
Molecular function (GO): protein binding
Source: RefSeq, a predicted model, not a curated record